Cyanidioschyzon merolae strain 10D is the source of this 2103-nucleotide messenger RNA. RefSeq names its product similar to thylakoid lumen rotamase. The record is from RefSeq and is a predicted model, not a curated record. Gene Ontology annotation, molecular function: peptidyl-prolyl cis-trans isomerase activity. Bases 1 to 2103 code for a protein of 700 amino acids. Lineage: Eukaryota; Rhodophyta; Bangiophyceae; Cyanidiales; Cyanidiaceae. Gene Ontology annotation, biological process: protein peptidyl-prolyl isomerization. The transcript has a single exon.
AUGGAACAGCACACUGCACGGAGAGGCUCCAGCGAGCACUUGAGCCGUUCUCGGGGCGUGCGAGCAACAGCACGCAACGCUACGUCCAUAAAUGGAAACGAGGGUUUUUAUGCAGCUACUUGGAACGUCGUCGUGGUGUGCAAGCGGGUGCCAGUGCCGUGUGCAUCAGCUUUGAGCAACUUAUGUUGGAUUUCACAGCCGCGGCUUUGGAUUCAAAGCCACAGCAGCAAUCGCGGCUUUGGCGCGUCCGUUUGCACCCAACCAACGGGCGAGAAUCGACAUGUGCGCUCGAGUACGCAUCCCAUGGACUACUGGCUUCGUACUAGGACACAUUGCCGCCAGACUCGGAGGCGUUCCCGCAAUCGCGCUCGUUUUCGCGUAGGCGCUGAACCUUUAGCAACCCCAACUCCAAAUCGUCAAACUACUCUGUACGGGAGAUGUGGAUGGCAGUGGGCGCAUGGGAGCUUCCAGCGCGUUCGAGCUACAAAAUUCCAGACCCUGGGCGAGAGCACCUGCCGUUUGGUGCUGGCAACUGACGGCGAUGGACGACCAAAACGAUCGCCCUGCCAUUGGCAACGAAUGCGAAUGCUCGGAGAGCCCGCUUCGAAAGGAUGCACAGCCGCUGAAACUAGCAGAAUGGGAAGCUUGAUGCGGCACUCGCUGACAAACUUGCGGCUCGAUGUUCCCAGCCUUGUCGAUACUGGUGUGCGCUGGGCAUGCGCGCUGGUGAUAUCCGCCGGUGUCACCCUCUGUGGUGUCCAUCCGGAUAGCGUGGCUGUUGGUCGCGCGUCUGCAGCAGAAGGCGCUUCCGACUCCAUUGCAGACUUUGCACGAACUGUUGGUGCUGCCCAGCCACGAACCAGCAUCGAUCGAUUUGGGAACCCGCUGCUCCGUCGAUACGUUUCAACGGAUGGAGCGGCAGUUUUGCGGUGGUCGCUCCCGUUGCCAGAAGACUCCCCUUUUUGGGAGAUUCAACGCCAGCUAGAACAGGUGGACGUCGAAUUGAGCUUACGCGGAAGCUUCCGCCGCGGUCUGCGUGAGGCGCUGAAGAGUGCUCGCCAGGCGCUCGCUGCUCUGCAACGAGAGCGUCUCGAUAUUCUGCUCGAUGUUGGCCGUGAACAAGUUGUCGUUGACACCCUCCGAAGAACGGAGCAGGAAAUCACCCAUCUUGUCGAGUCUCUGGAGCAACUAAACGCGUUGGGCCCGGGCUCAACGCAGCCGACGAUACGCAGCGUGGCGGCAGCCGUGCGAGCGGAAGCAUCCGCGUCCCGCUCGGGGGCCUUGGCGGAGCUCGCUCGCCUCGAGGAGGCCAGCAUACGCCGUGUGCCUUUUCGCAUUCCUCGUCGAUACGAUGACGAGGCGCGGCUGCGAGGCCGAGCGCUGGUACGACUCUACCUGGAAGCGCCGAAGACGACCGCCGGCGCUCGCCCAGCCCGCAGCGAUACGGGGCAAACGCGCGGAACACCUGCACCUUGUGUGCUGCAGGUCGUGGUAGACGGCUGGAACGCCCCGCUCACAUCCGGCAACUUUGUUCGGCGAGUGCUUGCCCAUGAAUACGACGGCAUGCCGCUCAUCGCGGAAGAGCAGGGCUCCUUCGUUUUCUUCAGCGAAGCCGCGAACGACGGCAAGCCUGCUGACACCGAGCAUCUGCUUCCGCUGGAGAUCCUGCUCGAGGGCGAGCCCGCUCCCCUGUACGGCGAGUCGAUCGAUACGGCUAUGGUGGCAACCCAGCGGCAGCCGCCGGUGCUGCCAGUUGGCCCUUUCGGAACCCUGGCAAUGGCACAUUCCACCGAAGAUGUCAACGAUGCGCAGCGCGCUUUCUACAUCUUUACUUUUGAUAAGCGAUCGCUGGCUGCGAAUAAUCCCACCGGCAACGCCUUUACUGGCACCGUAGCAGUUUUCGGGUACCUUCCGGAUGCAUCUUCAUUACAGUGCCUCGCAAAUUUGCAUCCAGGGUAUCGGAUUCGAACAGCUGAACUGGUGUACGGCAGGGAACGUUAUUUUGGCAAUGCUGCCGAGGAAGCGCGAGUGCUUGGCCCAGCGGGUAGCUUUCCAGAUGAAAUGCGUUUGGCGCUUCUGGAGCGUCGGCAACCUGAAACCUAA